Molecule: messenger RNA, 528 nt
Organism: Penicillium taxi
Lineage: Eukaryota; Fungi; Ascomycota; Eurotiomycetes; Eurotiales; Aspergillaceae
Product: ATP phosphoribosyltransferase
Exons: 2
Coding region: 1-528 (175 amino acids)
Biological process (GO): L-histidine biosynthetic process
Cellular component (GO): cytoplasm
Molecular function (GO): ATP phosphoribosyltransferase activity
Source: RefSeq, a predicted model, not a curated record
AUGGAUCUCGGCCGCCUGCAACAAGCAACCCUUGACCUGCUAUCCGGCUCGGACAUCCAAUUCCGCCGCGAAACCCGCCUCGACAUCGCACUGGUCAAGAACCUGCCCAUCGCGCUGAUCUUCCUGCCCGCAGCCGACAUCCCCACCUUCGUCGGUGAAGGCCGCGUCGACCUAGGCAUCACAGGCCGUGACCAGGUCGCCGAGCACGACUGCACCCUCCCGCACGGCGAGACCUCUCGCGUCGAGGAGAUUCUUGACCUAGGCUUCGGCGCCUGCAAGCUGCAGGUGCAGGUGCCGGAGAAGGGCGAUAUCACCGAGGCUAAGCAGCUUAUUGGCCGCAACGUCGUUACCAGCUUCACCGCGCUUUCGCAGUCUUUCUUUGCUGGACUUGAGGGUACUGCGCCUGGUGAGAAACUCGCUACUAAGAUCAAGUAUGUGGGAGGUAGUGUCGAGGCUGCCUGUGCGCUGGGUGUUGCAGAUGGAAUUGUGGAUCUUGUCGGUAUGUUGACCCUGUCUCUGAAUGAUUGA